ACCACUUCCAGGUGGCGCUGUUGGGGUCGCGUGGAAGCGUCGUCUGCAAAAUUCCACGAAAAUGAAGUUUAGGACGUAUAAUAGAUAACGCUGAAACACUUAUGUUAGGUGACCAUGGACAAACAAGUACAUAUUGGUCACAUUGUGAGUAGUGAUACUCUUGGAUUGUCACUGCAUGACACAGCAAAGUCGGGCAAGAAAAAACGGCUGAAAAACAUUUUGAAGAAAGGUAUAUAUGUUGACUAUCCAAAUGAUGAGGGACAGUCAGCUCUGUUUUGUGCCUGUUGUGAGGACAAGUAUGCUUCAGCACAACUGCUGCUUAAAUUUGGCGCAAAUCCGAAUGAGAGAAGCAACUGUGGGAUGACCCCUUUACACAUGGCCUGCUACAGUGGCAACACAGGUCUCUUAGUGAAACUGAUUGAGGCUGGAGGGGAUCUCAGACUGCAUGACUAUGAUGGCAGAUCUGCCAAAGACUGGGCUGUGGCUAAUAGGGACCCCAAAAAGCGUGGGAAAAUGGUAGAGUUUCUGGAAAAGGCACACAUGUAUGCGAUGACCCAUUCAGGAAGAGAUGCUACAUCUACCAGAAACAUUGAGAGCAGCUCUCACGGGAUACCAUCUGUCAUUCAGAUCUUGAAGAAGAGAAUAGGAAUUGAUCCAAGUGUUCACAUUGACCCAUUGAAGAGGGUGCAAAGUAUGGGGUUUGGAAGUGUGUAUUUUGGAGGGGAAGCACAAGGAGCUGUUGUCUCUGCAAUACCAGUUGUCAGUGAGAAUGCCCUUUAUCAUGACACACAUGGGGUUACGUACGAAAAUGGAUCCUUUCUUGUCAUGGAAAGUAUGACAUGGAACCAUACACCAGUGACUGUGAAACGGCUCCAUAAACAAGCUCACCCUGGUGGUUAUGUUGAUGUUCUCAUCAAUGAAAUGGAACAAUUAGGGAAAAUUCGACACCCUAAUGUUUUGCUGUUAAUGGGAAUAUGUCAGACAACAAGCCUCGAUUCAAUUGUCCUUGUUUUCGAGAGGAUAUAUCUUGGAUCUCUCUUCUAUUAUAUGCAUCAAAGGUUUGAGAGAUUGCCCACUCAAAACAUCCGAGAUAUCCUGCUACAGAUCUGUAGUGCACUGAUGUUUCUCCACAACCAGAAUUACAUUCAUUGUAAUCUGUCUUCACAUGCCAUCAACCUUGUCACACCAUUCAAUGCAAAGCUUGGAAACUUUGAGCACAUGAUCGACAGUGGUAAAGCUGACAUGGGAAAACAGAGUGCAGUGUCCCAGAUCAGGUACCAGAAUGCCUUGUACAACUGGAUGGCCCCUGAGCUGAUGCAAGAUCACCCAGCCACAUUCCUCUGUGAUGUCUACAGCUACUGUUCUAUUAUCUGGGAGAUGUUUGAAUGUGAGAUUCCAUGGGAUAUGAGUGAUGCAGAGUUGAUCAAACACAAGCUAUUGGUGGAGAAACAGCAACUCCGUAUUGAAUCAGCGAAGAUACCUAAACUCUUCAAAAGCAUCGUAUCUGUAGGAUUAGAGUUAGAGCCCUAUAACAGAAAUGCAGACUUCGACAAGAUGCACCAGUGGCUUCUUUUACCUCCUGAUGAGCCUAUUGCAAACACAGUAACUACAAGCAAGGCAUCUCCAAGUAAAUACUCGACAGGAAGAAGAUCAAAGCCAACCUCUGCCACAUCCUCACCUUCUAGACAUGGAAAGGACUCAACCAGAAACCAUUCACCGUCUGAUGAUCAUGUGUACAUGGAAGAGUACAGUCCAAAUGGAAAGAGGAAAAAACCUCACACUAGCAGACAAGACUACCACAAUGAAAACUACCAUAAUCUUCAUUCUCCAAGAGGCAAAGCUGGGAAAGGAACCCGAGUGAAGAUUGUUGAAAAUGAUAUUUCACAAUGUGAUAGCAGAAAAUAUGACAAGACAAGCCAUGGAAAGAUACCAUUUUCUGCUGGACAAAGUGACUGGAUGUGUAACUAUGAGCGCAACCAAGAUGCAGAUUUCUAUAGUUACAAGGCCAAGUUGCAAAAAGACACACGGCAGUCCGCAAAGUAUGAUGAGGAAACUACUUCUCCCAAAGAAUAUGUUUUGGGCAGGUCUUCAGAAACUUGCAGCGGGGAUGAUGACAACACAACUACACUGAAACAGUAUCUGCGAAAGAAAGCAGCUGCAAAGUACUAUGCAGAUAGAGAUGAGAAAGAGGCCUUGAAGGAACAAAAUGACUCGAGUUUCAGGGAUAAUGAGGGCAGCCCAAUCCUGUCUCCUCCACUGUCACCAUCUCAAUUCAGCUAUCUGAGACUGAGCGAGGAAUCAACUGGUGGCCAAUCAGUGGUGAAACCUGCCAGCCACUGUACAGAAGCUGGAUGUCCAAAAUCAUCUGGCCAACUCACAACAGCUGGAAGUCUGUUUGCACUGUACAACUCUGGAACAGACCAUCAUGAGUUCGCCAAAUUAGCCAUUGGUGCUCCUGCAAAUCCAUAUGGCACUUUCCCUAGGAAGAGGAAGUCAACACAGUACUUUGAAGAUGAUGAACCAAGAGAAAUACAUGUGUUAUCAGAACAAGAGGCUGAUCCCAAUUGGUUUGGAGGAAAGGGCAGUGUCAAAAACCUGGUUCACCUGUUUCAGGAACAGAAUGAUGAUCAUGAAUUUCAGCAAAAGGUCCUUGAGGGUAAAGUAGACUAUGGUAGCACUGUCAGGGACAGUAUGAGAAAGGCAAAAACACCUGACAGGCUCUACUCAAGAGUUCAUUCUAGAAAAUCACCUGUUGUCAAAGGUUUGGAGUACCAGCAGUUUGUGGAGAUGUCCCACCCUGCAGCUGCGUACAGCACACGGCCAGAGUAUAAAGACUAUACAGAUUACAUUGAUAGCUACACAAACAGGACAACUGGUGAAAAACACACUGGACACCUAGAUGCAGACAGUCAGUGCAGUUACUCUUCUGAGUCCACUUCCAGUGUUGUUGCAGGUUGUAACCCAGAUCAAUGUAGCAGUGUUGAUUCUGAUCUCGUUUCUUCAUGGAUCGCAGACCAGCUUCAGAAGGCAAAAGCUGACGUGGCAAGAGAAAUAGCCUCAGAAUAUGAAAGACAACGUGAAGUAGGAUUGCUUGAUGAGAUUAUGGAGGAAAUGUCCAAAUCUCAGCCCACCAGACCAGACAAGAAACAAGUGUAUGGUUACAGAGAUUUAUAUGAGCAACAGAAGAAAAAACAAGAAUUUGACUUAAAGGAGUUUUACAUUGAUGAUGACAUCAACAAUGACCCUGAUGAAAGAAGUCACAUCAGACUCCAGGGGGGUUCCGAGGAAAGAGGCACAGACUACAAGGACUGGAAAUACCAGGCUAAAUCAAAGUCUGACAAUAACUCUGGGAGAGCCAUAAAUGCAAAAAAGAAAAAUGAAAGGAAACACACGCGAGAGAGUGGCAUUCCAAAACCCAAAGUUGGAACCAGGCUGAUGUCAACAAAGCAAACAGGUAAACCAACUUCUAAAGGUUUUACCACCACAGUUACUGUGGAAUCCAGUCUCAUUAAUCCGGGAGAGCAUCAAGUCCGUCACACGGCUACAGACCUAGCAACUGGGGAGACCACAAUGCUUCAUGAAGAAAGAGUACAGGCUGCAAAUGUACACUCCAAGCUGCAGGCUUAAUCUCUAACUCAGUCCUAACUAUUAACUGCAAAUAAUCAAAUUAAAAGAGCAUAAUUUUAUCUUAGAAAUAUUUCAAAACAAUGUUAGUUAGUUAUUGUGUUAUCUCUCAUCAACUGUACAUUUUGCGAAACAAUUUGAAAUCAUUAUAUAGACCUGACUGUUUAUGCUCUACCUGAUCCUUGUUUUACUGUUAUAUUGAAAUUCUGGAGACUACAAAGGAUUGUUUAUUGUUGAAUUCAAGCAUAUAUUUACAAAUCCUUAUUAAUAGUGUUUCUUUUUCUCUGCUAUAUUGCAUGAAAUGCUUAAAAAUAAAAUGAAAUAUUUUAUGGUAAUUACAAAUGAAAUGAAUAAUAUAUUUUUGUAUUAUCAUGGCUGAUUUUCAUUGUUAUAUGACUGUUCACAUACAUUUGACAAGCAAAUUAAAAUCUUAUUAAGGUUA
Haliotis rufescens (red abalone) is the source of this 4066-nucleotide messenger RNA. RefSeq lists its product as uncharacterized. The coding region runs from base 115 to 3627 and encodes 1170 amino acids. The transcript has 24 exons. Gene Ontology annotation, molecular function: protein kinase activity; protein binding; ATP binding. Gene Ontology annotation, biological process: mitotic sister chromatid separation; intercellular bridge organization; protein phosphorylation. The record is from RefSeq and is a predicted model, not a curated record. Lineage: Eukaryota; Metazoa; Mollusca; Gastropoda; Lepetellida; Haliotidae. Gene Ontology annotation, cellular component: midbody; kinetochore; intercellular bridge.